This is a messenger RNA of Guillardia theta CCMP2712, 972 nucleotides long. RefSeq lists its product as hypothetical. The transcript is spliced from 2 exons. Gene Ontology annotation, molecular function: voltage-gated potassium channel activity. The record is from RefSeq and is a predicted model, not a curated record. Gene Ontology annotation, cellular component: voltage-gated potassium channel complex; membrane. The annotation marks the transcript as partial. Gene Ontology annotation, biological process: potassium ion transmembrane transport; protein homooligomerization. NCBI's taxonomy places the organism in Eukaryota, Cryptophyceae, Pyrenomonadales, Geminigeraceae.
UUCCUGGAUAGGAACCCGCUAGCAUUUCAUGCCAUCAUGAAUUAUUACCGCACAGACAGGCUAGAGCCACCGCACGGGAUCAGCGAACAAUCUUGGCAAGAAGAGCUUGAUUUCUACAACAUCUCCAUCCCCGUUGAUAAGUUGACUGAGAAAGAAGCAGAGUUGAAGGUAGAGGAUUUGUAUCAUGGAUACCGGAAGACUUUGUGGCUCUUCUUGGAGAAUCCAGAAUCUUCAAAAUGGGCAAGAAUGUAUAGUUUGGUCUCUUUGUCAGUCGUUUUACUUGCAUCUGUCAACUUCAUUGUCGAUAGCCUGCCUGAGUUACGUGAAGUCGGCUCGGCCACAUCAGAUUACUGGAACAAUGUGGUGUCUAGUGUGGAGGCAUUUUGCAUUAUUUUCUCUACUGUCGAAGUUGCUGCUAGGUUCGCCAACUCCAUGCAGAAAUCUUCGUUUUUCAAAGAAUCACUGAACAUCAUUGAUGUUGCAUCUGUGCUGCCUUGGUACAUUGAUCUAAUUCUGUUGAGCUCGAACUUCAGCGGCCUGGUGGUGCUUCGAGUUGUCAGGCUGAUCAAAAUCUUCAGGAUCUUCAGGAUUGGUCGUUACAGCGAAGGUCUGCGCAUUCUCAUCUACACAAUCCAUCAGAGCAAGUCGGAGCUCAGCGUUCUGUUCCUCAUGCUUGCGAUCGGGGUUGUUCUCUAUGGCAGCAUCCUACACCUCACCGAAUUCUCGGAGUCUCGAAGGAACUUCGAGAGCAUCCCCAAGUCAAUGUGGUGGGCCGUGGUCACCCUCACGACAGUCGGGUACGGAGAUGUUGUGCCGGAGACUGGAGUGGGAAAGUUCUUCGCGUCUUGCUGUGUCGUCACUGGCGUCCUGAUGCUGUCGGGGCCCAUCUCAGUCUUGUCGACUACCUUCGGGCAUCGGUACGACGAGAUGAGAAAGUUCAGGAAGAAGAAGCAGGAGCUGGAGUCCGAGAAG